CGUGACCUUGGAAGCUGUUCUGGGCCUAACUCUAAUCCGCCAGUUCGUGGCUUGACGUGGUCACGUGCUGUAGGGUGCGGUGGCACUCAUUUGGUUUGGUCUUUGAGAAAAUUCGCGAACCACUUGCUUCGACGGGUCACUCUCGCGGUGCAACAGCUUGCAUCCUACAACACGAUGAGUAAACCGCCUACACAGGACAAACUAACUAGAAUCGCAAUUGUCAGUAAUGAUAAAUGCAAACCGAAAAAGUGUCGCCAGGAAUGCAAAAAAUCUUGCCCGGUUGUACGCAUGGGUAAGAGCAUUUCAGAGGUUCUGUGAGUUUUCCGUAGGCCGGAUGUGUAUCGAAGUGACACCGAACGACAAGAUUGCCUUCAUAUCUGAAGAGUUAUGUAUUGGUUGCGGUAUUUGCGUGAAAAAGUGUCCAUUUGAAGCAAUUCAAAUUAUCAAUCUUCCAAGCAACCUGGAGAAAGAGGUCACCCAUCGGUAUAGUGCUAAUGCUUUCAAACUGCAUCGGCUGCCGAUGCCCAGACCAGGAGAAGUCCUGGGGCUGGUUGGAACAAACGGGAUCGGGAAGUCGACUGCCCUAAAGAUUCUUGCUGGCAAACUGAAACCAAACCUCGGACGAUUCAAAAACCCGCCCGAUUGGACGGAAAUCCUCACUUAUUUCCGUGGUUCGGAGUUACAAAAUUAUUUCACUAAAGUGCUGGAAGAUAACUUGAAGGCUGUCAUCAAACCUCAGUACGUGGAUCAAAUUCCAAAGCUUGUCUCUGGUGGUGUGAAGACCCUGUUGGAUCGGAAAGAUGAUCGUGGAAAUCAGGAUCAUAUAUUGAACUUGCUUGAUCUGAAGGUUGUAACUGAGCGACUUGUAAGUGAUUUAUCCGGAGGUGAACUCCAGCGCUUUGCGUGUGCAAUGGUUUGUGUCCAAAAGGCGGAUAUUUACAUGUUUGACGAGCCCAGUUCCUAUCUGGAUGUCAAGCAGCGACUGAAAACAGCUAUUGCCAUACGGGAAUUACUGGAGGUAGGUAUAGACAAUGAAAAUAUCUGUAAUCUCCUAUUCCAGGAUACCAAUUUCAUCAUUGUGGUGGAGCACGACUUGUCAGUAUUAGACUACCUUUCUGAUUUUAUAUGCUGUCUUUAUGGAGUUCCCGGUGCCUAUGGAGUGGUGACAAUGCCUUUUUCUGUACGUGAAGGCAUCAAUAUUUUCCUGGAUGGCAUGAUCCCCACGGAAAAUUUGCGUUUCCGUGAAACCCCGCUUGUGUUUAAGGUUUCAGAGACAGCGAAUGAGGAGGAAGUCAAACGGCAUUCUCGAUAUGACUAUCCGAAAAUGAAGAAAAAUCUGGGUUCGUUCCAACUCCAUGUGGAGCCAGGAUCUUUCACCGACUCGGAGAUUAUAGUUAUGUUAGGUGAGAAUGGUACUGGGAAAACGACGUUCAUUCGAAUGUUGGCGGGUAGUCUCAAGCCAGAUGACGAGGCCAAACUUCCCGUAAUGCAUGUCUCCUACAAACCACAGAAAAUCAGCCCAAAGUCGGAGAAGACAGUGCAAAAUCUGCUUUUGGAGAAAAUAAGAGAUUCAUUCACUCAUCCCCAAUUCGGAACAGAUGUUUUGAAGCCGCUACAGAUGGAGCGGCUGUACGACCAGCAGGUCAUGAACUUAUCUGGUGGUGAACUUCAACGUUUGGCAAUCACCCUCUGCCUAGGACAGCCAGCUGAAGUCUACUUGAUUGAUGAACCAUCGGCCUAUUUAGAUUCUGAGCAACGUCUGCACGCGGCCCGGGUGAUCAAACGAUUUAUUCUACAUGCAAAGAAAACGGCUUUUGUUGUCGAACACGACUUCAUUAUGGCUACAUAUUUGGCCGAUCGUGUGAUCGUGUUUACCGGGCAACCCGGUGUUGAAGCCACUGCGACAACCCCGCAGCACUUGGUGUCAGGAAUGAAUCAGUUCCUACAAUCACUAGAUAUCACAUUCCGGCGGGAUCCGAGUAACGCCCGACCACGCAUCAACAAACUGAAUUCGGUCAAAGAUACGGAACAGAAGAAAAGUGGGAACUAUUUCUUCCUUGAAGAUUAGCCAGUGAUUCUUCGUCAAUUCUUCUGUACUUGUCCCUCUGAUUUCGACUGAUAUUUUGGCAUCUAACAUGAGUGCCCUGAAAUCCUGGAACUUGUAAACAGUCGGCGGUUUAUUGUUGUUGGCCUGUCCCUUCUUCCACUCAGGAUCCGCUUGUACCUACUGGGUCUUUUCCGUACUAGCGAUCUGUUUCUCCCAAUCAUUGUUUCCAAGCAAGUGCUCUGUCGAGAUGAAAAUACUUCUGUGGCUUUGGUAUUUGCUCAAUGAUUUCUCCAGUUUGGGAUUUCCUGGGCUGUUUUGUUGCGGU
Opisthorchis viverrini is the source of this 2372-nucleotide messenger RNA. RefSeq lists its product as hypothetical. Gene Ontology annotation, biological process: ribosomal subunit export from nucleus; translational initiation; translational termination. The record is from RefSeq and is a predicted model, not a curated record. The coding region runs from base 227 to 2068 and encodes 613 amino acids. NCBI's taxonomy places the organism in Eukaryota, Metazoa, Platyhelminthes, Trematoda, Opisthorchiida, Opisthorchiidae. The transcript is spliced from 7 exons. Gene Ontology annotation, molecular function: ATP binding; iron ion binding; ATP hydrolysis activity.